Spirodela intermedia is the source of this 7873-nucleotide messenger RNA. The record is from the annotation of a GenBank genome assembly. NCBI's taxonomy places the organism in Eukaryota, Viridiplantae, Streptophyta, Magnoliopsida, Alismatales, Araceae.
AUGGGUCGGAGUAGAUCCUCGUCUGACCAAUGGGGGUGGAUCCGACUGUUCGACCAGCUGAAGCGCCUGAAGUGGCUGGCACUCGUCGUCGCCGCUCUCGUCCUCAUGUCUUGCGGCCUGCGGGACCGGCAGACGCUCGUCCGUGAGCAUGACGUGAGUCAAUCAAUCCUCGCCUCAUUUCUCCCAAUUAUCUUUGUCCACUCUCCCAUCUCGUCACCGGUUUUAGAUUGAUUAUCUUCUUUCCAUGUUUUAGGUUUUCGGCCUUCACUUUCGCCGAUUGCAGAAAUUUCGAAGAAAAACGCUCUCGAUCUAUGUAUGCUCAAUGUCGUACUUCUCGGUAUGCUAACGUUGCGUAUACUACACGACUGAUCUUCGAUCGAUGCUCUGCCGAUUCUUGGGAGAAAUCACCACUUUUAUCAAUAUAAUGUCCUUCUCUAUAGCCGCAAGUAAUACCUACCAUUCAUGCUAUUGCAUAUUGAACUCGGUUUGCUGCUUGCUACGCAGGAAGAAAUUUCAAGAUUGAAUGUUGAACUGUCGUCCCUGCAAAAUAAGGUACGCGAGCCUUUUCCAGUCUUGAAGAAAUUCACCCUGAUUUUAUAUCAUACAAAAGAAACCAUCGGGAGAUGCAGUUUGGGUUUUCCUAGGAAGAUUCAUUCGCUUCCACCUGUAAAACAAAUAUAAUUAGCAUGCGGAUUAAUAAGUAUCUCUAAGAUUUUAAUGAUUCGCCAUAUGCAUGUAGGUGCGAAAAUUGAGGGCUUUCUCAUGGGAUGCUUAUGGGAGAAUUGUUGAAAAAUCACGAAAGGUUGCGGCGUUUGACGAGGAUAUUUAUGUUGAACGAAGAGAAAAGGUGAAAGAAGCUAUGCUUCAUGCGUGGAACUCCUAUGUUAAGUAUGCUUGGGGCCAAGAUGAACUUCAGGUUCGCUGAGGCUUGUUCUGCCAUGUUUUCUCAAAUGAAGAAGUUUAUUCCCUAGAAUGCUUUCGGCUUUCAUCCAAAUAUGUCGUGCUUUCUUCUGGCCAGCCGCAGUCUAUGGAUGGAGUAAACAGCUUCGGUGGUCUUGGAGCAACCAUUGUCGACUCGCUUGAUACUCUUUACAUUAUGGGCCUACAUGAUGAGUUUCAGAAGGCUAGAGAGUAAGUCUCAUAAAAUUCACCUAGCCUAGUCAAAUCCUAUCCUAUGGAAACUUGGGAUUUGUGAAAAUUAGGCCCAUGAUAACCUGAUUAUUUCUGAUUAGUUGAUUCUGAACCAGAAUCGUGCCAAAUCGUCACUACCUUAUCUCAGUACGCUCUCUGAUUUCAGUUAUUAAUCCUGUAAGCAUAAUGAAAAUAAUUAAGUGGAGUUUUAGUCAGUAUGUGUUCUCUCAGUGUGACUUAAAAGCAAUAUGGAUCGUGUUCAAUGGCGUGUGUUUGUUACUUAGAAGCAAGGUGCCACUGUUGUUCUCUCCCACUAAGGUGGUCCGUUCCUUGGAUUCAUGCUUAGGUGGUGUCUAACGCUACACAACAAUGGUACUAAUAUGGCAAUAAAAAAGUAAUCAACCUUUAGAUCAGGGUGCGAUUCAAGACAGGGGACUCAUAAAUGCAGCAAGACAAUAGUUUUCAGACAAGUUGACCCUAUAACCAACUCAAAACCCAAAAUAUUGACCUGUAGGUGGCGUCUAACGUUACUUAGGCAGACGCCAUGACAAACACGUCGAGUAGGAAGGGCUGACCCUUGCGUAUGCCAACCUUAGGUUGAAUAUUGUUACAUUUGAGUAAGACAGUUUCUGCAAGCAGUAUCUUGCUGUAUUCAUAGUCCGCUCGCUUGAAUAUGCUGCCAGACCGCAAGUUUUAUUAUUUUUUAUUUCCAUAUUGUUGCCAGUGAUGUAAUGAAACCAUAUUUUGGUUUAGAUAUCUGUCAAAUCCCGGAGGAAGAUGGCUACAAGUUCUUUAUGCAAGAAACAUUUCACUCUCUGCAUAGGAAAUGGUCUCAAGAGCCAUAGAAUCAUAGUAGUCUGUAUUUAAGAUGACAUUAGCCUUGUUAUUUAUACUAUUGCUCUCUGGAACUACUUGUUAUCUGUUGCUGCUGGGCAGGUGGGUUGUAACCUCCUUGGAUUUCAACCGGGACUAUGAAGCUAGCGUCUUUGAGACUACCAUAAGGUUGUGAUUUGAGGUUAAGUUUAUAUGUUUAUUUCAUAUCUUAUAACAUGAUUGGUGGGCUUCUCUGGUAUAUCAGUUUUUCUUCUUUUAGACACUUCAUAAAUACCUUUUUGAUCGAAAACCUUGACAACCCUUCGUUUUAGCUUGCUAGGUUGCUGGCAUGGGUGACACGUCAUAAAAUCAUAAAACAUUUGCCACAUAAACGUGUGCCUGCUGAUAGAAAACUUUGGCCCAUUUUUUUAUCGAGUUCAACUGAAUUCCAGGGUUGUUGGUGGUCUCUUAAGCGCAUACGAUCUCUCUGAAGACAAGAUUUUUCUUGAGAAGGCUCAGAAUAUUGCAGAUAGGCUGCUUCCUGCAUGGGAUACACCUUCCGGAAUCCCCUAUAACGUGAUCAAUUUGUCACAUGGAAAUGCAAAGAAUUAUGAUUGGGCGGGGAUAACAUUCUCUUCUUUGCUUCCUUUUGUGGUCUUUAGUUGCCUUCACAAUCAAAUUGUUUACUCUUUUAUCUGGUAUUAAUACCUGCCUUGGCUAUCAAAAUAUUUGAAAUGUCGUGAGAAAUGGAGCGUUAAGCACUUCAGAUUGGAAUGAGGAAUGUUAUACUGGAACUUUUACCAAUUUUGAUGCGUUCAUAGUUGUAUUUAUGAAUCUUGGGACAUUUUUUAUUUUUUUCGGAAAAUAUCUAAAUAUAAAUAAUCUACUUACGAUUUGGAAAGGACUUCUAAAGUCAAUGAUCUAGAUUUUAAAAAUUGACGAUUUCAGUCUGGAGACUUAAAAUCUUUCCCACCAUGUAUUUAAAGCUGGAAAAGCAGCUCUCAUUUUCAUCCUUGAUCGGAUUGGAAGCUAGAAAUUUCUGUUUAAGCAUUGUCCUUUCAAACAAUUAAUAUAAUGAUGUGAAAAAUAAAUAAAAAUAGAGAAUAUGAGUCAAGAGUUUUAGGUUAUUUCCGUCUCUGAAUUCAAAUGCCCCAUAUUUGAUUGUAAAUUCUUUUGCAGAUAUUCUAAAAGUAGAGCCGUUUGGUAACUAGGCAAUUAUGGUAGGGAAAAAGAGAGAGUUGUGCAUUCUUUUGUUGGUUCUUCUGAGCAUAGACUUUCCUUUAGUGCAUUAUGAUCAAUGAUGGAGUGAGCUUAGCGACCUUUAAAUAUACAUACUCGGAAAAGCAUAGAAAAGUUUAGAAACUUUUGAAAUGAAACUUAUGGCUUCCUUUAUUGGGCUUAUUCUUAUUUUAAUUUUGGAUUUACUUAGCAUUAAGAGGUGAUAGAAUUAUUCGAUGCAUGGAGGCUCUUAAUCAUUUUCAUGCCAGGGAGAGAUGAGUGGGAGUACCAAAUGAAAGAGCUGAGCACAGCUGAUCGGUCGAAAAUUUCCUGUCUUUGCUAAGACCAGCUUGCUCACUGAUAACUUUGUAGUGGGCCAUUUUUUUCUAAUUUUUUUUUUCAAAUUUAGUGGCUACCCUCUAAAACAGAACCACCUCAAAAAUGUUCUGUCGCUUCAUGAUAUGUUCAUAGAUGCCUAAAAAUGUUUUUCGUUCGAUAAUACAACUCUGAAAAGUUCGUUGAGGAUAAGGCUGAAAAGUCCUAUGAAAAGUUUUCUGGGUGUAUAACGCUGACUCUUGAGGAUCUUAUCAUAUGAUGACUGUAUACAAUGCCAAAACUCCUCAUGCUUCCCUAGAAAUACGGAUUAGUGGGCCACCAUCAUCUCCCUUCCCAGCUUUCCUUGAAAACAAUUCAUUGAAUCAGUCUUAUAUGUGCCUUAUGGAAUGGCGAGAAGCUCUCAUCAUAAAGUCUCGGUCGGAUUGUAUCUUUUUCCCGGUCAGAGAUAGCAAAAUGUAUUGGCUUGAAUGAAAAAGUUGUUUGACUUUGAACAAAUAGUCAGCAUAAUGGAGCUCAUGGUGCCCCUGAGAAUCAGCACGACUCAUAUGGGACUCGAUACCAAGCGUAGUUUAUUCUGAUCAUGAAGGCUUUGGUAGAAAAUAUAAGAAGCCAUUGCAUGGCAAGUUGCGGUGAAGGGGACGAACUUGGAAGAAAACAUAGAUAUAUAAUGGAUCGCUUUUGUAUCAACGUGAAAGUCUUUCCUCGUCUUUAAUGUGUUUUUCCCUUCAAAAGUUUGAAUUAAUUUUCACCUAUCAUUUCCAAGAAAAUUUUCACAGAACAUAGCAUAACUUUUAAUUUUUCCUCACAAUGUUUUACACAUUGUGCAUUUUUAUUUUAUCAGGGUGAUAGUAUACUGGCAGAUUCUGGCACCGAACAGCUUGAAUUUAUUGCUUUAUCCCAGAGGACAAGAGAUCCGAAAUACCAGCAGAAGGUAGUUCUUUUCACCAAUUGGUGUUUGUUAUUAUUUGUUUAUGACGUUUUCUUAUUGCUAUUUCCUGGGGAAAUGCCUCUUAUAAUUUCUUACAUGCUACAUUAGAAAAAUUAUUCAGCAUGGCCACUGACUGAGGAAAUUUUAUACAGAUAUCCUCUAUCUACACUAGAUUAGUUUUAGUUUCAGGUUAGAUUUCUGUUUCUGCAUUGGUGGGAGGAAAAGAAAACCCUCUUCAGACGAGAAAGAGGCGAGCGAGGAAUUUGAUAUGCCACAGGAAGGUCUUUGGUUAUGUCACAACCACCAAUUUCAGUGCAGUAAACCUGGGAAUCUCUCUCCUGUCAUCUUCCUUCUGGAUUGAAUGUGAGACGAGAAUUUCCAACCAGAGUCCACACCUCUCUGUCUCCUGCUGCUCGGGCCUUCUUCGUUGUCCCCUAACUCCUCCUCCUCCCAUGCCUUCCUCUCCUUGGCCUCUCAGUGGGUUUAUUCCAGAGGAGAUACCAGGAACCAGAAAAAAAGUAGAAAAAUAAGGGAAGUAAAUGGUCCAUGAAGAUGAAAUUGGUGCUGGAGUUAUUAUCCCUUGGAACCCUCUCACUUUCAUCAUUCUCGUCUUGUCACCUGGGCCAUUGUCAUCACCAUGUGAUCCCACACCUCCACUGGGCUCAGGUGAAGUCUUACGCUCUCUUUCUUUCUGAAUUAUCUUCCACACGAACCUGAGAGCCAUCUGUAACUGCGGAUGACUAUGUUGCUUUGGCCUUCGUGGAACCCUCAAGGUUUCCUCAAUUGAGGGCGUCCUACUCCUAUUCAUUAUAUACCCUGGAUCCUUGGAAUACCUCUGAAGCCUAACCCAUCUACGCUGUCUCAAUUCCUGAUGAGUCACCUAAACCUCCUUCCUAAGAUCUGAACUUAUAAAUUGCCUCCAGCUUUCAUCUGAGCCAGCUUUCUUUGGCUGGGCUACCCAGACAGCACAAACCUGACACCAGUCACAACAUGAUACAAGCGGAGAGGAAGAAAUCGAACUAGAAAUUGGUCCAGAAUUCAUCACGCUCUAGUGGUAAAAUUUCUGAUUAACCUCAAAAAGGGUUUUUUGGAAGAUUUCUCUCAGUAUACAUUACCAAGGAAAAGUUUCUGUCAAAUAUGCGUGUGAAGCAGGGAAUGAAAAUUGAAAUACAGAGACGUCUGCUGAUGGGUUGCGUGGGAAUGAGUUGAAACAGAAGGAAAGUGUGAGUUUGAGAAAAUAUCAAAUAAGGAAGAAACUAGAAAAUGAUGCGUCAUUUUCCCUUAAACUAGGAAGUUGUAAGAUGAAGCGAUUGACAAAAAGCGGUUUCCUAGAGUAGAAUCUGAGGUGCUUUAUUUUUUUGGAUAUUUCUCGUAUUUUUUGGAUCUAUUUAGUCAAAUCUUUGCCUACUCCAACGAGUACCAAGGGACUUGAUAUGUGAACCCUUUUCUACGAGAAAGAUAGAAAAAGGAUCCGGAGGCCUCGCAGAAGCAAUGGGUACAGGUGGAAUGGAAGCUUUUUAUAUCACGCACAGAUCAAAAUCUCCAAGCUUCUAUGUGAUCUAGAUCGGAUUGAUGGAAAAUUAAAAGUUGACUCAUGACAGUAAGAUGAUUUCAAAUGGGUUGUUUAAAUCAGCUAGGAAAACUGCCUUGGUAGAUCACUCCUGCCCUUUCAAUUAAUUUUAGUGCAUAUAACACUAACACGGUUGGUGCCUUGAUUCAUUUCGAGCUAGAACCAUCUACUAUCAAGGUGGAUUCCUGCUCUUCUCCCUUAUCUGCUUCUGCGACCGAUUAAUAAUAUAUCCUGUGAUGGAUGCUUACCAUGUUCUCUUUAGGUAGAAAAGGUUAUCAUGGAACUCCGGAAAAAUUACCCCAGUGAUGGCUUGCUCCCCAUAUACAUCGAUUCUGAUUCGGGAACCCCAUCUUACCGGUCAACGAUCACGUUUGGUGCCAUGGGUGAUAGGUACUGAGAACUUUUCUGCCCUUUUCUAUCGAUUCCUCUUGUUGUUCUGAAGAUAAAUCGACCUCUGUGUGGCGUUUCCUCGUCAGUUUCUUCAAUCUUCAACUUCUCUGGUCCCUAGAUUCCUUUGGAUCUUUGAUGUUAUCUCCUUCGUUUUGAAGCUGCUUGAAAUGGUAGUGAUCAAUCCUCUGCGUUUACUUCGUGCUUUUUAUAAGAACAACCCCCCGUUGACUUUUCCCUUAUUAUUGGAGAGAGCCUCUAAAAUGAGGGCUGUGUUCCAGCUUUUACGAGUACCUGCUCAAAGUCUGGAUACAAGGAAACAAAACCGAGGCUGUGAGACACUACAGGUACGGAUCCGAGGAUCUUAUCUAUCUCCAUCGAUCAUCAUCCGCGAAUUUGUUUCGUCGCUUAGUGUGAUUAUUUAUGAGGAAGUCAACGUCUGAUGAAUGAUCAGCAAAAUCGAUCAUGGGCUGCUUGGAGACUGCGAUUUAAUGGCUGAUAUUUUGGUGAACAGAGGGAUGUGGGAAACGUCGAUGCAGGGCCUCCUCAGCCUGGUUCGCAGGAGCACGCCUUCUUCUUUGUCCUACAUCUGCGAGAAAACCGAGGAUUCUCUCGAGGAGAAAGUGGGUUCCUUUCCUUCCUGACUCGCUCAUCUGCCGCAGCUAACGUUUCUCGUGUUCUACCCAUCGUCCCUCCAGAUGGAUGAACUGGCCUGCUUCGUUCCAGGGAUGCUGGCCCUCGGAUCUGGCGGCUACGGCCCACAAGACGCCAGAAGGUUUCUCUCUCUAGCCGAAGAGGUAAUCUCUCCUGCAUUACUUUCUCUCUCUGCGGAUCGGGAUCAUCUUCCUGAUGGGAUUCGGCUCCACGCGCAGCUCGUAUGGACCUGCUACAACUUCUACCGGUCAACGCCGACCCAGCUGGCCGGAGAGAACUACUACUUCUAUUCCGGGGAGGUCGUCGAUCCCGAAGAACAUUCCCCUUUGAGAUGUUUCUUUCUCUCUCAUGGUUCUGUGGACGCGUUUCUUCAGGACAUGAGCGUCGGGACUGCCUGGAACAUCCAGCGGCCGGAGACCGUCGAGUCGUUGAUGUAUCUCUGGCGGGUCACGGGCAACAGCACGUACCGAGAGUGGGGGUGGAAUAUCUUCCAGGCGUUCGAGAAGAACUCCCGCGUUGACUCCGGCUACGUGGGAUUGAGAGACGUAAGCGUUGACCACCCCUCAAAACUCUUAAGGCUGACUGUCCCCUUUCAGCUAAAAAGAAAGGCGAGUGGGUUCUUCUGGCUGGGUUCACCGUUGCUGCUUGGCUCUGUUCAGGUGAAGACGGGGGAGAAGGACGACAAGAUGCAGAGCUUCUUCCUCGCGGAGACGCUCAAGUAUCUGUAUCUCUUGUUCUCUCCACCCACGGUUAUCUCCUUGGACGAGUGGGUCUUUAACACAGAAGCCCAUCCCCUGAGAAUUAUACCGAGAGGCGAUGGGAUAGUCUCUCGUUGA